AUGGAAACUGCAAGAGGGGUUUUGGUGCAUCUACGCAACUUCAUCUGUUUCGUGCCUUAUUUCAUUAGUCUUCUUCUUGUUGGUGUUCUUAAAGGAGUCAUUGUUGCCCCAAUUGUCUGUGUGGUUAUGACAAUUGGGAAUUCUGCGAUUGUUUUAGGGCUCUGGCCAGCACAUGCUGUCUGGGCUUAUUUCUGCAUUUUAAGUGCUAAACGAUUAGGACCAGUAAUGAAGCUGGUGGUGUGUAUUUUGGUCACCCCACCUUUGGCUUUUUGGCCUGUUUGUGUUGUUGUGGGUAGUAUUAUUGGUGGCAUAGCUUAUGGCUUUCUUGGACCAGUUUUUGGCACUUUUAAAGCUGUUGGUGAAGGGAAGACCAAUAAGUUUCGUCAUUGUCUUAUUGAUGGGAUUUGGGAUACUAUCAAGUGGAGUUUAACGUUUGUUAGGGACUUAAAUGAUGUAUGUUUGUAUUCGUACUUCGCGAUGAUGGAUGAUCUCCGAAAACAAGACCCUCCAGGGGGUAGAAUUGAGAUUAGGUUGGUUUAUGUUCCUGUAGCCCUUUUGGUUGGGUUGUUAGGAUUUGCGGUUGAUUUUCCAGUGAUCACGGUCAUAGCGGCACUGAAAAGCCCGUAUAUGUUGGUUAAAGGGUGGCACCGAUUGUUUCAUGAUUGUAUAGGUCGAGAAGGCCCGUUUCUGGAGAGUAUAUGUGUGCCAUUUGCGGGUCUUGCGAUCUUAUUGUGGCCUUUUGCGGUGGCUGGAGCUUUGUUAGGAUCCAUGUUGGCUAGCAUCUUUCUUGGUUUUUAUGCAGCUGUUAUUGCUUAUCAGGAGUCAUCUUUCUAUCUGGGGCUUUGCUAUAUCGUAGCUUCGUUAUCAAUCUAUGACGAAUACAGCAACGAUAUUCUUGAUAUGCCUGAAGGAUCUUGCUUCCCAAAGCCUAUGUACCGAAAGAAUGCUGGUUCACAACCCGGUUCAAGAACAUCUUCUUUCUCGAGGCCGGUUUCCUUCAAAAACCCACCAUCUCGGUCCAGUUCUUUAUCGAGCCCCAUGACCGAGUUGAAGCCAUUGGUGUUGCUUGAUAGCUUAUAUCAAGAAUGUCGUCGACAAGGGGAAUUGAUGGUUUUGGAAGGAUUAAUAACCAUUAAAGAGAUCGAUGAUGCAAAAUCCGGCAAGGCUAGCGGAAGAGUGAUUAGCAUCGGUCUCCCUGCAUAUUGCCUCUUCCAAGCACUUCUACGAUCCGCAAAAGCCAAUUGUACCGGUAUUCUAUUAGAGGACAACGUUACAGAGAUAACAUCCGCAAAUAGGCCGAAAGAUACGUUCUACGACUGGUUUCUGAAUCCUCUUUUGGUCAUCAAAGACCAGAUCAAAGCUCAUAAUUUGACUGAAUUGGAAGAGGAUUACUUGGGCAAACUAGUUCUGUUGGGUGGUGAUGCCGAGAAAACGAAAAACUCGAACAUUGUCCCGCCGCCCGAGUCCGAGCUCAGACUGGCCGAACUAGGUGCAUUGGCUCGAAGACUUCAAGGAAUCACGAAGUCGAUAUCAAGAUAUCCAACGUACAGAAGACGUUUUGAGAGUAGCAUAAAGGCGAUAUCGGAAGAACUUGAGCGGAGGAACAACGGACGUGGAUCGGAAACUACGUUCGGUCGUAUGUUUAGUAACCAGAGAUCUUUUAGAACAAAAACGAGUAAUCGAGAAGAUGAUCAAGAGGCUGAAAGAGAUGAUGUUGUAUGAUUGUUAAAUCUUACUUGUAUUCUUCUAUCUUUUAAUCGAAUAGAUGCGAGGGCAAUAUUGGUAUUUAAUAUUAUAAGGAUAUUUUAGUCAUUUCGUAAGUUAACAACGAUUUUGUAUUUAUACCUUCGAGGUUGCGUUUGGUACAAGUUACAUUA
Cynara cardunculus var. scolymus (artichoke) is the source of this 1877-nucleotide messenger RNA. RefSeq lists its product as uncharacterized. Lineage: Eukaryota; Viridiplantae; Streptophyta; Magnoliopsida; Asterales; Asteraceae. The record is from RefSeq and is a predicted model, not a curated record. Bases 1 to 1722 code for a protein of 573 amino acids. The transcript has 10 exons.